Molecule: messenger RNA, 1086 nt
Organism: Ixodes scapularis (black-legged tick)
Lineage: Eukaryota; Metazoa; Arthropoda; Arachnida; Ixodida; Ixodidae
Exons: 1
Coding region: 1-1086 (361 amino acids)
Source: RefSeq, a predicted model, not a curated record
AUGACUAAGCUCUGGAAAUGCUCGCACCGAUCUACCCUCUGUUUUUAUUCGAGGCUUCACUGCUCUGCCUUUCCAAGGUACCAGCGCAUACUAGCGACAAUAAUCCUGCUAGCUGCUCUCACCAUCGUAGUCGUCUACGCCAUUCAAAGUUACGCUUAUCACAGACAGCUUGGAAUGGACACAAUUUGGGAUGGAAACGUGGAAGAUUUCACGUACCCCGAAAACGUCACCUUCAUCGUUCCUAACAUCGUGCACUUUAUAAGACUUGGAGAUGCACCGCUGUCCUUCGUAGAAGCCAUCUGCAUGAGAGCCGCGUGGAUCCAGCAGCGACCAGAAGCCUUGAUGAUCCACUGCGACAAGUGCAACGCAACCAUGGAAAGUCCUCUGUGGUACCUCAUCAAGGACCUUCCUGGCCUUACGCUCCGUUACAUCCAAAGACCCACAGAGAUCUUCGGUGUCAACCUCCGCUACAUUCAACAUACUUCCGAUGUGGUUCGGGCCGUCGUGCUGAUGAAGCACGGCGGAAUCUACCUCGACGGUGAUGCCUACAUCGUGAGGAACCUGGACGUGUAUCGCCGCUAUGAAAUGUCGGUCGGGUGGUACCCGGGAGGGAGCGUCGGCACCCAGGUACUCGUUGCACACAAGGAUGCCAGGUACCUCAAGCUCUGGUACGAUUCGUACCGGAUGUACCGCCCCGAGCUGUGGUACUGGAACGCCGGAGAUCUGCCGACCAAGAGGUUCCUUUCCGUGAGACCAGAUCUUGUGAACCGCGUUCCUUACGACUUCGGCGUGAGCGAAGCGUUGGUCGACACUCUUUACAUGGAAUGCAAUAACAAGUGGAGGGCACACUCGGCUUUCCAUCUGCUGCUGCGUCACAGGGCCCGAAUGGUGCCAGUGGACUUUGCGAAGUACGGUACGUUGACAUUGGAGAACAUUCCAAACUACGACAGGAACUUUGGCCAGAUGGCCCGCCUGGUUUUGUCGGGCACCACACGGCUCGGCGCGUCGGAGGUGAAGACUAUAGACUGGUUUUCUAAACAUCCCCUCGAAUACUCCAAGCGUGGCUGCUCCUCAGAUACCAAUUAA